Molecule: messenger RNA, 1151 nt
Organism: Hemibagrus wyckioides
Lineage: Eukaryota; Metazoa; Chordata; Actinopteri; Siluriformes; Bagridae
Gene: emd
Product: emerin
Exons: 7
Coding region: 164-697 (177 amino acids)
Source: RefSeq, a predicted model, not a curated record
AAUGUCCGUCCGUGAAUAAUUACGAAAGUCGGAUUGAGACUAGUCUCACAUUUCCACUCCCAUUCCGUCCUGCGUGGGGGAGGUGGGGAGGGAGCCGCCCAGCUCACGGCACCGUGCUAGGAAAGUUAGCACUCCCAACAGAAGCGCGCCCACAGAUACAAUCAUGUCCUCAUUAAGCUCGAAGUCUUCUGAUGAGCUCUGUAAACUCCUGGACGAUUAUGGGAUUAACCAUGGACCCAUUGUGGAGUCUACCAGGAAGCUUUAUGAGAAGAAGCUGGCAGAAGCCAUGGCCAAAAAACCCAAGCCAUCUUCUGACAAGACGUACUACAGAGAAGAACAGGAAGAAAUCACAUACGUUACAUAUCGCCCACCAGUGCAACAUGAAAACUUUGGAGAUGUAACAAGACGAACGAGGACCACUGAGGAAGCUGAGGAUGUGGAUAAUGCAAAUGAGCCCAUCCUCAGCUACACUCGAACAGCCUACCAGAGUGCACCUCGAGCUACACGAGCCUACACGAGCAGGUCAAGCCUCCAGGAUGCUCGUCCAGGAACGGUCAAAUCUGAGGGGAGCAAAUCAGGUGGUGUGCCAGGGUGGCUCCGUGUUUUGGUUUUCGUCAUCAUUGCAGUGUUUCUUUACUAUGUGUACUCAAACAUGGAGUCUGCAAACGAAAGCCCUUUUAAAAAGAUUGAUGUGUAAAUAGUUACUUGUUUAUUCAAUACACAUGCGAAAAGAUACCAAAAAUGCAAAUUUGAUUCCCUUGAGGUGAUCUAUUCCAGCGUUCAUUGCAUAAUAAGCACAUUUUUUUAUAUAAAGAACAUUAUAUAGUUAAAGAUUUUAUAUUAGACCCAUGAACCUAGUUUUGCAUCAACAUCACAGACAUUCUAUUGUGCAAUAUUUAUAUAUUGGCAUUUUGAUUCAUGUAUCCCAAAUGUUACAGUUGAAGCUGUCCAUCAGCCUUUUAAUAGCCAUCAUUUUAUUUCUUUUCUUUUUUGUUUUUUUUUUUGUUUUGUUAAUAAAGCAUUGUUGAACGUUAAAAAAUUUAGGCUGGUAUAAAGUAAAAGUGUGUCUAAAAUGUUAUAAUUCGUCUUUGUCCAUCGUCGUGCCUAAACCUAAAUAACUAACACACAUUAAAACUUUGUCCUGAAGUUCA